CAGAGCCUUUCAUUAGCAGUCUAGUCUAAUGAAGUGUAAAAGAGCAGGGACCUUUUAUUGUUUCUUUCACUUUGCUGGAGUCCUGGUUGGGAGGUAAGACUGACUGAACGAGACAGGAUGCGAGGAGCCUGGAAUUUGGCUGUUCUCUGGAUGCUGUUUGCUGGCAUAGAGGCUCAGAACAGGUCACGGAGUAGGGUUCAGCAAAGCAAACAAGAGGUGCAGAAUAACAAGCGCCCUCCCUUCAGGUCAUGGAACAGUCAGAUGUACCCCAUCUGGAAAGGCAGUGAAGCCCAGAAAAGGGACUGUUGGAAAGGAGGUCAAGUGACCUUCAGCCUCCGUAAUGAUGCCCCAACUUUGACUGGUGCCAAGGCCACCUUCUUCAUCCAGCUAAACUUCCCGCAGAAUCAGACAGUGCUGCCUGAUGGACAGGUUAUCUGGAACAAUAACCGCACUGACAAUGGUACCUGGGCUCCCAUUUACCCUGAUGAGGGAACAGAAGGUUCUGAGUGUACAUUUCCAGAUGGCAGUCCAUUCCCACGUGAUUCUGACAAAAGGCGCAGCAAGUUUGUUUACGUUUGGCAAGCAUGGGGGAAGUACUGGCAGGUAGUAGAUGGUCCCUCCUCCAAUCUAACAGUGGAUACAGAUGACAUUCCCCUUGGCUCAUACACAAUGGAAGUGGUUGUGUACCAUUAUCGUGGGCGACAAAAGUUUAUACCUAUUGGCAGCAGCACCUCUCAGUUUGUAAUCACUGAUCAGAUACCAGUUUCUGUAUCCAUAUCACAAGUUCUUGAUCUGGACCAGGAGGACCAGCGCUUUAUUCAAAAUAGAGCAGUGGCCUUCUCUGUAGCAGUUCAUGACCCAAGUAACUAUCUCCAAGCAGCUGAUAUCUCCUUCUCCUGGGAUUUUGGAGAUCAGAGUGGUACAUUUAUCACCCGGAACACAGCGGUCACCCAUACAUACACUACUCCUGGUGUAUUCAAAGCAAAAGUUGUUGUGCAGGCUUCUAUUCCAAUCACUCCAUGUGGAAGCACUGCUGCUGUGAUGACCACGGUACAGGUGGUGACCUCUACAGCUCUACCGCCUGAGCCUUCAACAGGAGCUGCUACUGCUACCACAGCUGGAAGACAAACGGUUGCACCCAGUACUGCUGCAGUCCCCAUUAACACAACACUGGACACAGAAGCAAACCUCUUGGUAACUGUGGCUUCCCUAAAUGAAGAGGUUAAUGUGGAACCAGAAGACGACUCUGUGAUUGCCACGGCUGUUGCUGAGAAUGUGGAACCAGAAGAGGACUCUGUGAUUGCCACUGCUGUUGCCACUGCUGUUGCUGAGAAUGUGGAACCAGAAGACGACUCUGUGAUUGCCACUGAUGUUGCUGAGAAUGUGGAACCAGAAGAUGACUCUGUGAUUGCCACUGCUGUUGCUGAAAAUGAACAGGCCUUGCCAGCAGAUGAGGAAGCUGUGACAGUUGUGGCCACAGAAGACACUGCAGCUAACCAGGAUGCAGUAACAGUAACUCAGCCAGAAGCUGUGGUCACUGAAGAAGGCACAGAAUCUCCCCAAGAAGUAAUUCCAAGUGAAGCAUCUGUUAUGCCAGAAGUUGUACCAUCCGAUGCUGCUCCAGAUCAGACUGAAGAAAAUGCAGCUCAAGAUGCUGAGGGCACAGAAGGUGCUUCAACAGUUACUGAGGCUGUACAGAAUGUAGCUAGUGCUGUACCAGAACAAGCUACAACAGAAGUUGUGUCAAAUGAAGCUGUAACAGCCACCGAUGCUAAUGAAGUGUUGCUGCUUGCCAAGCGUCAGGCACCAGAAGGACCUCUUGUAGGCUGUUUGCUUUAUCGUUAUGGAACAUUUGCAGCUGACCUGGAUAUUGUCUCGGGCAUUGAAAGUGUACAAAUUGUGCAAGUGGAGCCAGUUAUUUCAGCCGGGCUUGAAAAUACAGUGGACCUUACAAUCACAUGUCAAGGAAGUGUACCAAGACAAGCAUGCACUGUAAUCUCUGGUCCUGACUGUGAGAAUCCACAGCAAACUGUCUGCAGCCCAGUGGAACCCUCUUCUGACUGUCAGCUGGUCUUGCGCCAGGUCUUCAAUGAAACUGGUGUCUUCUGCGUUAAUGUGUCAUUAACUGAUGACGUCAGCUUGGCUGUUGCCAGCACUCAAGUUAGCGUGUCAGCAGGUGCAGCAUCUUCAGUGAAUGGAAUGGCUGUUACAGUCGGCAUUCUCCUGGCUGCACUUGCAGUAGCUGCAGUAGCUUACACCUACAGGCAUGCAAAGUCAUACACCCCACUCAAAAGUAACCAUGCAGCUGUCAACUGGUUUCCUGAUCGUUCAGCUCUUUGGCUCUUCAUUCAAAAUGCCCUUGGACGCUCUGCAAGUGGGGAGAAUAGCCCCCUUCUAAAUGGCCGGGUAGUAUGAGGCAAAGGACAAGCAUGGAAGAGAAUGAGUUGGAACCUUUGCGAUAUUUGUCUUGUACAAAGAAGGGGACAAGCCAUUAACUUUAAAUGCUGGAUAUCACGCAAUUGACCUGUUCACCUAGAAAAAUAAUAAAACUCAUUCACUGCUAUUAAGGUCUGACUGAAGGUACACA
This is a messenger RNA of Nanorana parkeri, 2587 nucleotides long. RefSeq names its product premelanosome protein (gene PMEL). Lineage: Eukaryota; Metazoa; Chordata; Amphibia; Anura; Dicroglossidae. Gene Ontology annotation, cellular component: melanosome. The coding region runs from base 118 to 2415 and encodes 765 amino acids. Gene Ontology annotation, biological process: melanosome organization. The transcript is spliced from 13 exons. The record is from RefSeq and is a predicted model, not a curated record.